AUGGCCGGGGCCAUUGCAGCCGGUAACGCAGUAGUUGUCAAGCCCAGCGAGCUGGCCGAAGCCUCUGCUACAUUCAUUGCUGAGACUCUUCCUAAAUACUUAGAUAGUGACGCGGUAGCCGUAGUAGAGGGGGGUCCGGAGGAGACAACGGAGCUCCUAAAGAACAAAUUCGACUACAUAUUCUACACGGGUGGGACCAAUGUGGGAAAGAUUGUAUACAGUGCUGCUACCAAAAAUCUUACACCGGUCACGUUAGAACUUGGAGGGAAAAGCCCGACAUACAUAGACAACACAGUUGACAUAGAGGUGACCACGAAAAGGAUACUAUGGGGUAAAUUCAUAAAUGCCGGCCAGACCUGUAUCGCUCCAGACUAUGUUCUGUGCAGUAGAGAAGUCCAGGACAAGUUCGUGGAGUACGCAAAGCUCAUACUGAAGGAAUGGUAUGGAGAGGACCCACAAAAGUCCCCAGACCUAUGCAGGAUUAUCAACAGCCGGCAUUAUAGUCGCUUGCAAGCGUUAUUGAACGCGAGUAAAGAUAAAGUCGCCAUUGGGGGCAAAAGUGACCCCCAGGACCGGUACGUAUCGCCCACGAUACUCACUAAUGUGUCCCCAGACGACAAAAUAAUGGAGGACGAAAUAUUCGGCCCAAUUUUACCGAUCGUGCCCGUCGACAACGCUUACGAAGCCAUCAAAUUUAUCAACGCCAGGGAGCAUCCAUUAGUAUUAUACGUGUUCAGCGAGCAAAAGAACAUCCAAAAACUGUUUACGGAACAAACCCGUUCGGGCAGUCUCUGUGUGAACGAUACUAUUAUGUUUUAUGGCGGUAAGGAAUAA
Messenger RNA from Pieris macdunnoughi, 834 nucleotides. The record is from the annotation of a GenBank genome assembly. NCBI's taxonomy places the organism in Eukaryota, Metazoa, Arthropoda, Insecta, Lepidoptera, Pieridae.